Messenger RNA from Nannizzia gypsea CBS 118893, 3549 nucleotides. RefSeq names its product LipA and NB-ARC domain-containing protein. Lineage: Eukaryota; Fungi; Ascomycota; Eurotiomycetes; Onygenales; Arthrodermataceae. The transcript is spliced from 8 exons. The record is from RefSeq and is a predicted model, not a curated record. Gene Ontology annotation, molecular function: protein binding. The coding region runs from base 1 to 3549 and encodes 1182 amino acids.
AUGCUGACCAACAAAGGACUGACGGAUUCAUAUGGAUUGACGGUGCUACACUCCCCCGAGAAGGCUGAGGAUGUUGUCUUAGAUCUGGUGGCCGUCCAUGGGCUCAAUGGAGAUGCAUUUAUGUCCUGGAAACACAAGGACACCGGAGUGAUGUGGCUCAAAGAUUUGCUGCCUGCAAGCCUACCAAAUGCCCGAAUUAUGACGUUUGGUUAUAAUUCUAAGUUCAACAACUUCACCGCAGAUCAGGACCUGAGAUGUAUUUGCGAGACUUUACUUGCUGAUAUUGUUGAUUUAAGAGUCAAUGUAAGUAUGGUGCCAUCAACUAGGCCGGUGGUAUUCGUCUGUCACAGCCUAGGGGGUAUUAUUGUGAAAAAGGCGCUUUCUAUCAGAACUGUUGAUGCUCGAACCAAAAUCCAGGAUUCGACAUACGGCAUCCUCUUCUUAGCUACUCCGAAUGAUGGAAGUGAUCUUGCGACAACAGGCAGAGCAAUCGCCAAAUUCGCAACAAUGAUAUCCCCUCUCAAUCCAGCCCAAAAUUUGCUGGAUAUACUUCGCGUCGAUUCGAAUACUCUUCUUGAAAUUAGAGAAGAUUUUCUCCAACGAGUGCCGAAGCUACACAUUGUAUCGUUUUAUGAGAUAUAUUCCACAUCCAUAGGGCUUUUCAACACGCAUAUUAUCAAAAGACGAUCGGCUAGGCUUUUAGUUCCCGGAGAAGUCAACAUCAAUUUAUAUGCUGAUCAUAGAAAUAUAUGCCGGUUUUCAUCGGCUGAUGACCGCAACUUUCGUCCGGUUGUUUCACGCCUGAUUCAAUUCUACGAGGAUAUCAAGGGACAAAAAAAGACACCAAUAUUAUGCUCCCCCUUAAAGCCAAAGGGCACAAUAACUCCCAGGAUAGGGACAACAGAAAACCAGGAACCGAUCUUUGAAGUACCGUUCGCCCGUUGCAUUACUUUUCAGGGACGACAAGAUCUGCUGAGCGAGAUGGAAUCAUACUUUGGACAAUCUAACUGCAAUAAGCCGCGAAUUUACGCAAUAUCUGGCUUAGGGGGUGCAGGGAAGAGCCAAACGGCUGUAGAAUAUGCAUUUAGAAAUCGUUCAAGGUACAAGUCUGGAGUCGCUUUUUUUAAUGCUUCCUCACAGACGACGCUGGUUACAGAUUUCCACCGAAUUUAUGACAUGCUUCCACUUGGUAAUGCUUCGGCCAAAGAACCCAACAAAGUGGACUAUAUCAAGCGAUGGUUCUCCAGGCAAACAAAUCGUCAUUGGCUUUUAAUAUUUGAUGGAAUAGAUAACUUGGGGUCUGUUAAAAUCACAGACUACUUCCCAAAUGCAUCCUGGGGCCACAUCAUACUCACUAGCCGAGACCAGGCUACUCUUGGGGCCAUUUGCCCUGCAGGACAGAUAAUCUCAGGGCUUGAAGAAAACGCAGCCAUCCAAGUACUUUUUGGAAAAGCUGCCAUUAAUAACCCAACUGAAGAUGAUGGCAAAGAAGCUAGUAUAAUUGUCCGGCUACUAGGAUACCUUCCCUUGGCUGUUGACCAGGCUGGUGCUUUUAUCCGGAGACGCCAAAAAUCGUUGAAGGAUUAUCACCGGCUUUUUAAGAAUAAACAUUACGAAGUCCUCAAAAUAAGCCCGGGCAUAGGAGACCACGAAAAGACGGUUGCAACGGUCUGGGAGCUUAACUUCCGCCAGCUAGAAAAAGACUCUCCGGCUGCCUCCCAUCUGCUGCUGUUGUUUUCCUUUCUACAAGCCUCUAAUAUCCCGGAAUCUAUGCUGCGGAGCGGCUGUUUGACUAAGAAAAUAUGGGGUGAGGAUGGCGAAGUCGUAGAUCUUCGUCCGGAAGACGCAGGCCUCGAUCCUGAGCUUAUCGACCUUAUUACCGACGAGAUGAAGUUUGACGAAGCAAUUGAGAAUCUGCUGGCCUUUUCUCUCAUACAACUAACUAUGAGUAGCCGAGGAGGAAGAGCUAUCUCGGUCCAUCCUUUGGUUCAGCACUGCGCUACUCACCGGGUGUCCCUCGAUGUACAGCAAAAAUGGCGGACGCAGGCGAUUCUGCUAGUUGCUCAAGCAUUCCCUUAUGGGGAGUAUAUCACUGAGUUUUCCGGAGACACUGGACGGGAAAUACUUGAACACGUUCACAACGUCCUUCAAGAGUUUGACAACGUUGAGCCCAAGUCGGAAUUAUACCCAAUACUCAAGAAUUCAUUUUGCACGUUGCUACUCUCCGCUUCAAAAUAUAACUCUGCUUUAUGGAGACGCGAAAGCCUGGGUAAAGUCAGGGAUCUUCUACAUGGCAGCGAAGAACACUACUUACAGACGUGGGUUGCCCAUCGAGAGAGCAAAAUACUGCGCUUUGAGGGCGACCUGGCGGGCUCUAGUGCAGCACUGGAGCAGCAAGUCAAUAAUCUGAAAACACAAAACUUCCAAGUGGCCUCUAACCCACGGUGGAAUGCCCAUCUAGGACGAAUCAUCUCCUCCUAUGCUGAAAAUUCGAUCCUUCAAAAUGGAUGCGUGCAUGCACAAGAAGCACUUGAAGCUUGGAAUCCUCUGAACCCGAAAAAUCCUUCAUCAAUGGAAAUCGCCGUCCUAAAAAGCCGUAAUAUAAACCUGGGGAGGAUUCUCAAAAACCAAGGGAAUUUUGAGGGGGCACUGCCAUAUUUCGAAGAAAUGUUUCUGGAUGUUACUGAUCGGCAUUGCAACGAAAGCGAAGGUUGGCACAUGGCCUUAUUUGCCAAUCUGUCAGACUUGUACUGCGAAUUGGGGCAUCCGGAGAAGGCAGAAGCUGUCUUGAAGAAACAACUUGAGAUAAUCUACAUGCGCGGGUGGGAGAGUAUCAGUGGGGGAGUAAGGAUACAGCUGGCUAUGGCGGAAAGCUUCAUCCGGCGUGGCUUGUUUCAAAAGGCUGAAGGAUGUCUGUUGAAGCUGGUAUCACUUUGCAAACCUUCUGAAAAGAUGACUGUCAGCGCCAGAACCAACAGCUUUCUCGUAUGGACAGGGCUUGCGAGAGUAUCCCAUCUUCAAUGCCGUUGGAGCGAUGCCAUUGACCGUUGGCACCGUGCAUUGGAACUUGUUGAAAGUGCUGGGUGGGUAAAAAGUUUCAAUCAUGGGCUUAUUCUACACUCGAUAGCCCAAAUACAGUUCCGCAUGAAGAAAAUCGACGAAAGUGAAAAGACGCUCCGCCGUGCAAAAGCAAGUCUUGCUGCCGAUGAUAGAAAAUACUGGAUUGUUGGCCUUGGGUCUUACUGGUAUGAUUAUGUUGUCUGUCCGCUGGGAAAGGACGGCCCUGAUCCUAUCAUCCAUGGUACACCUGGAGAACUUGAGGUCAUUGCUUCGAAAUCUGAGGUGGAGGAAGAUACCCUCUAUGAAGAGCAUAUGGAUGAAAAAGUGUCCCAUGAAGUUAAAAAGAAAAUGGAUGUCGAAAAGGGGUGUGUGGAAAAGGAGAUCCAUGCUGUGAAACUGUGCAGUAAGCAGGGUGACGUGCAAGAAAAUCCAAAGGGCCUAACUCGGUCUUUCAGUAAGAGACUAUGGAAUGCUUAUAGAGGAAAAUGA